AUGUUGCUAGACGUCUACCUCCUCGCUAUCGGAAGACACAUGUAUGUUAUAAAUCCAUUAUCUGGAGCAAGCAAACCGCUUGAUUUAGGUGAUUGGACUAGCGCUACGGCAGCCGUUAUAGUUCCUUCGACACGAAAAGCAUACGUUACCACAUCUUUUAACAAUCUUUGGGAAAUCGAUCUUGUUGCUAUGGAAUCUCAUAACGUAAGUUGGGAUAGAUGGGGCACAUGUAAUGCUCUUGUGACUGUUCCCAAUAGCGUAGGAUAUUCUCUAUUCGCAUUCUGCCAUAAGCUAUGGUUAGUUGAUGACCUUAGUACUGGCCAGUGUACUGAUUUUCUUGGUGGGUUUACUGACAUUUGGACAAAAGUCAAUGCUGCUACAUCAGUUGGGACGAAAAUCUUCGCUACCACGUCAGCCAAUAACCUCUGGUGUAUUGAUACUGUGACUAAAGAAAUCUCUAAACUAGGAGGAGGAAGUGACAACUGGAGUAACUGUCAUGCAUUAGUUGAAGUAAAAGGAAGAUUGUAUGCUUUUUGUUAUGGUUUGUGGGAAGUGGAUGUUACGACCGGUCAUUAUACACAGUUUUUUGAUGAAGGAAGUGAAGAAAGAAAUAUUAAUUGGUCUCAUACAAAGAGUGCUACUGUUAUUGACACCAAAGUUUAUGUGUUCUGUAGGGGGGGAAUUUGGACCAAGGAUCAAUUAGUUGAAUUGGAUAUUAUUACUAAGAAAGUUAGAGAACUAAGUAUAAGUAAUGGCAAUUUGGCUAACAUUAAAGUAUUGAUUGCUGUAGAUAGAAAUGUAAUAGAUCAUGAUUGA
Molecule: messenger RNA, 816 nt
Organism: Paraglomus occultum
Lineage: Eukaryota; Fungi; Glomeromycota; Glomeromycetes; Paraglomerales; Paraglomeraceae
Source: the annotation of a GenBank genome assembly